AUGGAAUACGAAGCGAAGGGAUAUGCUCAUCGCAUUACGCCGGAAGAGCAGAGCUCUACGGAUCCCAGUAAAGUCUGGUACUUACCCUUGGGAGUGGUCCAGAACCCAAAGAAACCGAAUAAGUUGCGGUUAAUAUGGGACGCCAAAGCACGAGUAGGAGGAACAUCGUUUAACGACAUGCUGCUAAAAGGUCCGGACCUCCUUGUAUCUCUGAUGGAGGUAUGGUUGCGCUUCAGACAGGGGAACAUUGCGGUGGUAGGUGAUAUUAAGGAAAUGUUCCACCAGAUCCGGAUACGGGAUGAUGAUAAACAGGCCCAGAGAUUCAUAUUUCGACAAAGUCCAGAGAUAGAACCCCAGGAGUAUGUUAUGGACGUAGCAACCUUCGGGGCAUCGUGCUCGCCAAGUCUGGCACAAUUUAUAAAAAACAAGAACGCAUCGGAGUUUGCUGGAGCCUUUUCGAGGGCGGCGAAAGCUAUAACGCAAAACCACUAUGUGGAUGAUCUUCUAGAUAGCGUAGACACCGAAGAGGAGGCCAUCCAGCUAGUCAACGAAGUAAAGCACAUACAUCUUCAAGCAGGAUUCGAGAUUCGCAACUUCUGUUCCAAUUCAGUCGGAGUCCUGGCGAGCAUUGGAGAACCGGUAGCGCGUCGACAAAUAUCCAUGAACCUGGAAAAAUCCCCAGAAUCAGAGCGAGUCCUUGGAUUGAUCUGGAAGCCAACGGAGGAUGUUUUCACGUUCGACAUAAACAGUAUGAAGGAGGAGAUAAAGACGCUGAUUCACAGCGGAGCUACACCUAGUAAACGGCAAGUUCUACAAACGGUAAUGUCCUUGUUCGACCCACUGGGGCUGAUAGCGCACCUCGUUGUCCAUGGGAAAAUACUCAUGCAACAGAUUUGGAGAACCAGAACGGAAUGGGACGAGCUCAUUGCGGAAGAAUUGUGGGACGAUUGGAGACUGUGGUGUCAGUGCCUGCAGCGUUUGGACGAAGUGAAGGUACCUCGUUGCUUCUUCAAAGGGGUAGGCAUUACUACACUCAAAGAUGCGGAAGCCCACCUGUUCGUAGAUGCUAGUGAGAUGGCUUGUGCAUCGGUUCUGUAUCUUCGCUUCAUGGACAACGGUAAACCCAGAUGUGUCCUAGUAGCCGCGAAAACGAAGGUCGCCCCGCUGAAACCACUUUCCAUCCCGCGUCUUGAACUUCAAGCGGCAAUGAUCGGAACAAGGUUGAUGGAUUCCGUUCUAAACGCUCUAGAUAUUCAAAUUACCAAGCGCUUCUUGUGGACUGAUUCGACAACGGUCCUCUGCUGGUUGCGAUCUGAUAGUCGGCGCUACCAUCAAUUCGUUGCCUUCCGGGUAGGAGAAAUCCUCACCUUAAGCAGUGUUGAUGAGUGGCAUUACGUGCCAUCGAAGAAGAACGUCGCUGAUGUCGCCACAAAAUGGAAAGAUGGACCAAGCUUCGAUCCGAACCAUCCGUGGUACAAUGCUCCGGAAUUCCUAUACCAAGCGCAGGAUCAGUGGCCGUCGGAACCGCUCCAGAGUCAGGCGGAAACGGAAACCGAACUACGUGCCGUGUUUCUCUUCCACGGUACGGUGCCUUAUGAGCUAUUGGAAAUGUCUAGGUUUUCGAAGUGGAACCGUCUGUUGAGAGCUACAGCCUACGUUCUACGAGCCGUGCGGAGAUUCAAGGGAGAAAAACCUGUUAAACCAGAUCAUCUAACACAGGGCGAGCUGUACAAUGCAGAAAACCUAAUAUGGAGACAAGUGCAAGCUGGGACGUACCCGGAUGAGUACGCAAUCCUACGGCGUAAUUUAGCGAAUCCCGCAAGUCCGUCUCAAAUCCCGAAGAACAGUCCACUAUACCGCCUUUCGGUAUUCCUAGACGAGCGAGGCGUCGUCCGAAUGAAUAGUAGAAUCUCCACCGCGCCUUCUGUGCCGUAUGACAUGCAGUUCCCAAUUGUGCUACCAAGGAAGCACCCGGCAAUACGUCUUCUAACAGAGGACUACCAUCGCAGGUUUCUCCACAGUAAUGGCGAAACAGUUUGCAACGAAAUGCGUCAACGAUUCCUUGUGCCAGGAUUACGUAUUCUGAUUCGUCAGGUGGCGAAGCAAUGUGUGACUUGCCGUGUUAGAAAAGCUGUACCAGCACCGCCUAUGAUGUCAGCUCUACCAAAAGUCCGCGUAACAGGGAUGGUCAGACCAUUCACCCACACUGGCGUGGACUAUCUGGGACCAAUACAGAUCAAACAGGGGCGCAGUUUAGUGAAAAGGUGGGUUGCAUUAUUCACCUGUCUCGCGAUUCGGGCUGUGCACCUGGAGGUAGUGCAUAGUCUGUCUACGCAGUCGUGCGUGAUGGCUAUCAGGCGCUUCGUGGCUCGACGUGGUUCCCCGGAAACCUUUCACAGCGACAACGGGACAAACUUCGUGGGCGCGAGCAACCUAUUGGCAAACCAAGUACAGAACAUCCAUGAGGACUGCGCCGUAACUUUCACGAACGGUGAGACAAGCUGGCUGUUCAAUCCGCCAUCCACACCCCAUAUGGGUGGCUGUUGGGAGCGCAUGGUGCGCUCCGUUAAAUCCGCUAUAUCUGCCAUUGCGGAUCAUCCCCGACAUCCUUGCGAUGAGGUAUUCGAGACAGUCGUGAUUGAAGCUGAGUCGAUCAUUAACUCCAGGCCUCUGACGUACAUCCCGUUGGAGUCAGCAGAACAGGAGUCUCUCACACCUAAUCACUUUUUGCUCUUCGGUACGAAAGGCAUCACUCAACCGGGGAUACCUAUUAAGGCGGAGGAAAAUAGCUUGCGGGACAGUUGGCGUCUCGCACAGUACUUAGUGGACCACUUCUGGACUCGGUGGGUACGGGAGUACCUCCCAACUAUAACGAAGCGUACCAAAUGGUUUGAGCCGGUUAAGCCAUUGAAAACCGGUGACCUUGUACUGGUGGUUGAGGAUAGUAAGCGGAAUGGCUGGUUAAGAGGCAGGAUCGUAGACGUGAUUAAGGCAGCGGAAGGACAGGUUCGGCGAGCAGUUGUACAGACUAAAAACGGAAUGCUCAACAGACCUGCGGUAAAAUUAGCACUCCUCGAUAUUCAGUUGCCUGUAGACGGUCCGGAACUACACGGGCAGGGGGAUGUUACGAAACGGCUGGGCGGUUUCGCUCAGUGUGAGUUCGGUACCGCCCGUAACAGUCAUUCUGAUGGUACAUAA
Molecule: messenger RNA, 3198 nt
Organism: Sabethes cyaneus
Lineage: Eukaryota; Metazoa; Arthropoda; Insecta; Diptera; Culicidae
Exons: 1
Coding region: 1-3198 (1065 amino acids)
Biological process (GO): DNA integration
Molecular function (GO): nucleic acid binding
Source: RefSeq, a predicted model, not a curated record